AUGACACGAUCUUUUAAAAUUAAUAAAUAUAAUAUUGUAGAAUUAGUAAAAAUAAAGAUUCCAAAAGAAGAUAAAGGAAAAACUAAUAGAACUUAUUUACCUUAUAAAAUAAUUAAUUCUAGUGGAAAUGAUAAACAUUUAGAAAUAUUAAAUACAUAUAUUUCUAAAUUAGAAGAAAUACCAAGAAAACAAAUUUCUCUUAGAAAAGCUGCAAGAUUACAAUCUACUUUACAAAAUGAAUCACAAAUACACUUACAAGUUGUUGAAAAAAAAUUUGAAGUAACUUGUAAAUGUCCUAAAAUAACUUGUGAUACUUUACAUUAUCCAUGUAAAAAGUUAAACAGAAAAUGUAAUUUAACUUGUCAUUCAGAAAAUAAUGUUCAAAUUUAG
Molecule: messenger RNA, 390 nt
Organism: Funneliformis geosporum
Lineage: Eukaryota; Fungi; Glomeromycota; Glomeromycetes; Glomerales; Glomeraceae
Source: the annotation of a GenBank genome assembly